AAAUGAUAUAGUCUGGGCGGUAUUUCAAGCCUCAUGAAAACACAGGUUCAUUUUAUGUUAUCGUCGGCCUUCAUGAGAUUUCUGACAUGCGUUUAUUGCCACUGGCUUUAACAAGUCUACAGGUUUACUCUGUGGUAUUCGGAAGCUACGAGGAAUAUGUAAUAUUGCCAGACAAUUCAGAUUACUGCCGGAGUCACUCUGGCUUUAGAAGAUUUUCGCUUUCUAGGCAGAUGAGUUUUGUCACCGGAUUAUAUAAUUCGUCAUGGAACAAUCUGUUAUAUGCUUGUAAGAUAAAAGUGUAUCCAAAUGGAAGACUUCUACAUUAUUCUUAUCCUGAAGGACAUACAUCAUACUGGUUCCAUAGACUACGGGUUUCUAUUAAUUUUACCUCUUGCAAUGACUUUUUGACUAUUGGGUUUAUACCCGAAGAAAUCACUCAACCUACUUUACUUCCAUAUGAGUUAAAUUUAACCUGUACAUUUACAUUUCCGCAAAUCAUCGAUUCAAAGCAUCGUAUUGUGUCAUUGGUUUGGCAUACAGAGUCCGGUUCAAUUGAGGAUGUAAAAUCUAAACUAGAUGUUCAAAUGUCAGCAUACAUGCGAUUCGAAGGAACUUUCAGUCUUACUGAUAAAAUGCGUCGAUGUGAAGUAGGCUCUGGAUUUUGGUGUGGAAAUCAAACUGCUGUUUGUGUUUACGGUCAAAUGCGCUGUGAUCAAGCAGAUGAUUGCUUUGAUGGGGGAACUGAUGAAAUUGGUUGUCCACCUGUUCGUAAUUAUACAUAUGUUCAACCGAGACGUCCUUUGAACAGUUGGUCAGUAUACUUACCGUGGACGGCAUUAGGAUUAAUCCCUUUAAUAUUAGUAUUUGCUUUGGGACUUAUCUGUGCACCUCGAAAAUCUCUAGAUGAACUUGAAGAUGAUGAUCUUAGUCAAGAAAAUGAAUGUUUAAAAACUAUUUUCUCACCAAUGACUUCUUCAUCAGCAGCUUCACCUACUUUAUCUGAAUCAAGUUCACCUAGAUCUAUUCAAUCUAUUGCUGCUUGUUCUACUGGAGAUAAAGUUAUUGUUUGUGCGUCAGAAUUAACCCGGUCAUUAUCUCAUCCAAGUCUAUCUGAUAUGGUACGCACAACAUUUAUUACUAACGAAACUAACAAGCAAAAAUCUUGUCUUCUUAGCUCAAACAAUAAUACGGAACAAGAUCCUGAUUCUUUUUGUCUUCAACAAAAAAGUAAAAAAUAUUAUCCCGAAAGUUGUGAACUUCUUUUAAACAAUGAUAAUAGUAUUAUCAAUCAUGAUAAACGAAAUUUUAUAGAAGAUGGUUCAAGUUCCAAAUUUUUUAAUGAAGUUCUCAAACCAACUAAAUCUAGAGCUGUUACUUUUCAACUACCUGGAGCAUUUGAAGAAAAAUCAAUUAUGGAUUCAGACCAUGACAACAUUGAUCCAGAUUCAAAAAUACAAACAAAUAAAAGUCAUGAAGAAUCAAUGAAUCAACGAGAAGCACAACGAAAUUCCGGUAAUAUUUCACGUCAAUCAAAAUUCGUUGAACCUGAUAAUCGAGCCAUUCCAGCAUGCUUUGAAAUGGCUGCUUUAAAAGUUAGAGUGUCACGCAAUGAAUUUGGAAAUGUCACUAAUCACAAUGUUAAUCCUGAUUUUGUUGAUCAAGAAACUUGGAACUCAAAUGCUUUUACACUUAAACAACCAUACAAAAACCAUCAUUCACACUCAAACUCUCAAUCACAAUCCGAUAAUUCGAAAAAUAUUGUAAAAAAUACAAACAACAACGAUUUCAAUCAAUCUCAGUCAAGUUCAUCUGAAAGUGAUCGAGAAGAUGUUACACCUUUCAGACGAACAGAUAAUUUUAUUCUAACUAAUCAUUGGGAUAAAAAUAAUAAUCCAAAAUUAAAUGGUGUACAGAUUCAAAAUGAGAAUGAAGACAUAUUGUUGGUUAUCGGAUGACUGCCGAUAAAAAUGUGUGACUACGGUAAGGUACGAAACUAAAUAGCACAUACUGAAAAUUAAACAUUUCUUAGAUCCGUUCAUAGUAAUCUUCAUACUAAUCAAACAGCUUUAAAAAAUUGGGAAUAGAUCCUUGUAAAUCCUGUUAGAUGUGGAAAUAUCUUCUAUGAACACAUAUUACCUACAGAAAAUCAGGUGACACUAGACAACUGUUUCUCCCUAGACUGGAAUUCCACGAAAGUGAACUAUAAUGACUUCUGACAAUGUCAAGGACUAUAGGUCUGAACAUUUUGGAUCAGACUUCCUAUAGAAGUAUAAUAUUGAAAACUUCUUCCUAAAUAUAGAAUGAAAUAAAUGUUUAGUGCUCCUUAUUAUAUAUUAUUUCUUGAAAUGGUGUAUAUUGUGAUAGGAAAAGUUACCUUAGAGAAAUUUAGUAUUAAUGAUGUUUCACAUUAAAGUCUGUAGAAGAUCCCUUUAUUAACUAUAUUAAGUUUAAAUAUUUCCAAUCUUAUCAAUUUUGGGCUGAGCUGAUGUUCAUUUUGCAAUAAGGCGUUACAUGAAGGAUCUGUAUCAUAUAUAUAUCACAAGUUCUUGCAACAGACUGAUCACAGUUAUAAACUGACUUUAUUUUUACGAGAUAGCGACAGUGGUGUUUGGAUGAUUAGCCUAAAUGAGAAAACUUCGAUGAUUUAGUUAAAGUUUGAGUCCGGUAAAUUACUUAUAAUUUUCUUGGACUAAUUAUUUGUGUUGUUCUUUGAUAAGAAUACUUUAUUUUCCAAUUCUAAUAUGUCGUAUUACUGCACUCAAAUAUAAAAAUAUAUUCACUUGCUUCAUAUGAGUUAAAGCUGUAUAUUCAAUACCAUUACAGACUAACAUUAGAGGAGAAUAAGGGAAAUCCGCAUAACAAUAAAUAGGUGUUUAAUGGUGAUUCCGAACUUCUCAGGAGGAAUAACUUUACAAUGUCCUAUGGUUUUUUAAUACAUAUCGAUUCUAUUGAAAUCGUGAACACACCUAAGUUCGACCACCAUUGAAAUCCUGUGGGCUUGUGAAUUCUCCCUGAUGAAGAGUCCCAUAGUAUGACGAAACGUUCAUCAAAUAAUUCCAUGUUUCCAAUGGUGGUCUAACUUGAAUCUGUUCAUGAUUUCAAUAAAGUUCAACAGUCUUUACAACUCCUAACAAUAGGUGUUAUUUUGUCAGAUAAACUAACUUCAAGUUAGACAAUCUCCGUAGACUUCUUCCUUAAUCACGUUAGCUUAGUAGCCUGUACUAUUCAAAUAAUUUGGUCAAAGCAAAAAAUACUUAAUUAGCCAAAACACUAAUUAAAAUGGAAAGUCACUACCUGGGAUCAAUAAUUUACAGAGAUUCCCCGAUGUUUAACAAGGUAUACCUAUAAAGGAAUAGAAGGGUUUUUGAAUAUCUACAAGAAUUGUUGUCUGCUGACAUGGAUGAGAUGUUAAUUAUGUUUAACUAAUCACACUAUAAAUGCAAGCUAAUCACUGAUACUUAUUGUUCUUUUCACAAAACAAUACAACAUUGACAACUAGGAUACAAUACAAUAAAAAAGAAAAUGUUUAAUGAUCUACAAACAUAUGGAUUAUCAUUAUCAUCUCAAAAGCCUAAACAUAAAACCUCUUCAAUUAUUGUAACUGCAAAAAACCCAUUAACUUCAGGUGAACAACAACGACAUAGUAAUGCUGAUUAUGUAUUGCUUUAAAAUGAAAUCAUUGUAUAUAAUUAUUGUACGAUAAAAGAAAGUAUAAUUAAUUCAUGAAUCUUUAAUUCCGGAUUUUGUGUUGUUAUGAUACUGUAACUUGAAUUUUUUUUUAAUCGUUUUACAUCAUCAUCAUUAUCGUCCUACUUUAUUUGAUUAUGUUUAUAAUUCUAAUUUUUUGCUAUGAAAAACAUUUUGUUUAUGUUAAGUGUUUAUGUAAAAUAUGACAUUAAGUGUAAAAGACUGUCUACAGGUGAACUCAUCAUAACAAACUGUUAAAAAAUAAUAGUUUAUUAUGUAACAUUUUCACUUUUCGGUACUUUGUGUGUAUGCUUAGAUUGAACUUGAAUUCCUGUCAUGCUUUCUUAAAAUGCUAAUUUUCAUACAUUGAUCAUUUGCAUCCUACCGUGAUUAUUUUUCAGAUUUUUAAUAAUAUUAGGUGAAAGAGAAUUAGAGUAGUGUUUUUCACUAAUUUUUAGCACACAGUGAGAAUAUUGUGGGAGGUUGCAACUUGUAUAAUUGACCCAUAUAUUAUUUACUGAGAACGGAACAAUUUAAAGAUUAUUUUUGUUGCAAAAUGACGUUAUCUGUGAGACGAUUGAAAGUCAGAGAGUGAAGGGUUGCUUGAACCCUACUUUAGGGUCCGCGACAACUGACUUUCAUAACACCGUACAGGCCCAAAUUCAAGGCCAUCUAAUCAUGCAUACAGCACGAUAUUUACACACUUGUUAUGUUUAUGUCAGUCUGUGCAGCCAGAUACAAAAAUUCUGCCAUGCCACACGACCACAGUCCAACGAAAUUGACUAUUUAAUUUGGUUUGAACACUCUUAGCUUCCUUCUUAUCUAUGCUAAUCCCAAUCAGCAUUACGGGUCGAAGUAGGAGGUUCUUAGGUAUUUAUAACAUAUUUUCUAACCACCUCAUUCAAUAAAGGUUCGUAAUUGAUCAAUGGAUUCGCGUAUUUUUAUCAAGUAUCCUAUGUUCACUUGGUUGUAUUACUAUACAUGAACAAUGCUUCGGAAAUACAUAUAAUCAUAUACUUAUUUGGAGACUAUUGACGUCUUUUACCUUCAUUAGCCAAGUAUCAUGUCCAUAGAAAAAGAUAGAUAGGAUGAACUAAUGCACAGUGUGCUCGUCACAUCAUUGACAGACAUACAUUUCACGUGCACCACAAAUAACGUAGGCUGGCGAAACCCAAUCGAGUCUCCUAGCACCGUGCCUAGAUUUCGUCAGCCACCAACUCAGCAGUUUUAUUAAAACUAAGAUAAUUGAAGUGAUCGGUACACUCAACUAAUUCACUCCCUAUAAUUAGUUUAGUUGUUAAUGCAGAGCAGUCCUCAAGCAACAUUAUACAUUUAAGAACAAAGAUACGCACCCCGAAUAUGUUCGUAUUGUUGUUCAAAGAAAUCAGAACACCCUGCAUUUUGUCAGCGUCUUCACUAAAUAGAACUCUGUCAUUUGCAUACUUUAAUUUAACAUCUCGACAAUACGAUGAGAAGACGAAGGUUGUCAGGUAGGAAAUCAAUCUCUGAUAAGCUGGAUGAUGAGCAUCUCAAAAAGAAUGACAAUGGAGCUAAAUAGGGGCGAAGAAAUUAGGCAACGCUGACGAAUGCAAUUCAGUGUUUUCGAUUACAGUUCUCUGUAAGUUCUAACUCGACAGCGAAGUUCUUAUUGAGGAGCUUUCAGGUCUGGAUACUUUUCUAGUCCCUCCUCCAGUGACAAAAACUGCCACUAAACCUCUAAGCCGACGGAGUUGAAUAUCACUUUCGAAUGAGAAAACCGAUCAGAAUAAAGCAUUGGUUUCUAUCCUAAAACCUAUGGACAACUUCGGAUGAUUACUGAAGCAUUCUAAAUAUUAUACUAGCAAGAGCAAUACUUCAGCGGUUAUCAUAAGAGAAUUUUUGUCGUUUCUUACAUAUUGGGACGGUCAGCGGUCAAGCCCAGUCAGACAAGAUUAGGUCUAAUUUUCAAACUCCCAUUACCCUUAUGUUUGACAAGGAUAAGUUCGCUAAAAGGUGAUGUUUGAUCAUUCCAAACACUUGUCUGGUUAGAUAUCUCAGUUGCUCUUUCUUCCUCCUAAGAUUUCCUCGCCCAAUAAUGGUCACAACCAUCCUGUGAAUUUUAUCAUUCUGCUUGAGUUAACUUUGCAAUACCUCGACCUCUGAGCAUGUGUUGAGCUUCCGGGCAGCUAUCAUUUCAGUGGGAGUUCCCCCGAUAUUUCCUUACAGUAUUUUUUAGGUACUUAACGAACACCUCUGUUGUAUUUCCAGGCGUUUUGAUACCACACAAAUCUUCUUUGAGAUUAAUUCUUUUCCAAUAGUUCUUUACCUAAUUCUUUCUUAAAUACAUUCAUUAACUUUACAUCUUCGAGCUGAAUCCCAAAGAGUCAAUUUGUUGAGACUUCUCCGCGUCCAAUAAAACUAAUGUUCUCGCUACAGGACAGUUGGAGUCUAUUUGCUCCAAAAAGAAUGGUUGUCUUCUGUCGAACCUCUCCAACAAUAACUUCUCUUAACCCAAGUUAUUUCUAAAACAUCACUAUUAAGGGGUGAAAGCAUAUGAUAUCCAGCAGAUCAGUUUAGUAAAAUCGUAUUGCGACAUUCGAAAGUAAGACUAGCGAGCGAUGCUUAUUUUUGUAUAAGAAAAAGAGAAUAAGUCAAUUCCAAACAUUCUUAUUUGCACAACUAGGGCAAAAAACAAGAAGAAUUGUUACUAACAUAAUUUUGCAUUGAUACAAAAUUUCAGUUUUCCCCAUAUAAUCACCGAGAAUUAUUUUCGUUGUAAUAUCUAAGGAAAAUAUUUACGUAUAGAGAGUAUGGUUCACUGCUUGAUUAAUAAUCGAAGAAUCCUAAAACUCUUUCGAAGGGCUCCUGAAUCGCAGGGCCGAUAAUCAAAUCAUGGUAUCUACAGUUUCGUGAACGUUACAAUGAUACAUGAACAUCUUUGAAAUGUGAACUAUCCAACCCCAAAAGUACUCGUAUUACCAAGAAAUACAAAUAGUACACAUUGAACUCCAGAUGUUAAGAAAAGUACGGAAUUUAAUUUCAUUCACAGACGACUGUUCGAGGCAUCCUUACUGGUUCUAAAACGUUUAUACACAUUAGGGUCUAUACUAAACUACAUAGCUAUCACUUAAAAAGUAUCACUACAAUGAUUCACAGUAAUAAUACUAGCUUUGACGAAAAAAUUCUAUAAAAGUGUGAUCAAUUUCAAAGCAAGUAACGGAAAUAUUGAAAUUUUUUAAAGGUAC
Messenger RNA from Schistosoma guineensis, 6911 nucleotides. The record is from the annotation of a GenBank genome assembly. NCBI's taxonomy places the organism in Eukaryota, Metazoa, Platyhelminthes, Trematoda, Strigeidida, Schistosomatidae.